Messenger RNA from Gossypium raimondii (Peruvian cotton), 1762 nucleotides. RefSeq lists its product as uncharacterized. Bases 48 to 1577 code for a protein of 509 amino acids. Gene Ontology annotation, cellular component: nucleus. The record is from RefSeq and is a predicted model, not a curated record. Lineage: Eukaryota; Viridiplantae; Streptophyta; Magnoliopsida; Malvales; Malvaceae. Gene Ontology annotation, biological process: regulation of DNA-templated transcription. The transcript has 3 exons. Gene Ontology annotation, molecular function: DNA-binding transcription factor activity, RNA polymerase II-specific; RNA polymerase II cis-regulatory region sequence-specific DNA binding.
UUCCUUUUCCUUCUUCUUCCUCCUCUUCUUCCUCUUGCUCAACUUGCAUGGAGUACGAUACAAGUUUUAAAGAGGAUUUUCCUUUCCUUUCUAGCCUUUUCUCGGAGAACAACUCAAGUUCUUCCUUCAAACCUGAUUUUAAUGGCUGUUUUCCUUUGCCUGAUGGUUCUUCUCCAUCAUCUUCCUCUUCUCCAUCAUCAUCAUCUUCCAAAGCUUUGGUCCACAACUUUAUUCUUAACCAAGACCAAGACACAACUCCAACUGGUAACAACAACACUGGUUCUCUCUUGAACAAUCAUCCUCACCAUUUCCAUCAGUUUCCCAUUGAUGGGUCCUCAAAGAAUCCUUUUUUUGAGGAUUCCACCACAUGCACCGACCCUUUUAUCGACCCUUACACCAAUGAUCUCAAUGCUUACAUCCCUUCCUUGUCUUUUACAGUACCCGAUCAUGGUACUUCUUUAAACAAUGGCCUUACUUUCCAAGCCUUUUCAACUGAAUCACCCUGCUGGGAUUUUUCUCAAAACAAAGCUUCAGCUCCAUCGGAAACCGGUGAACAUCAUCGGAGUUAUCAGCAGCAACAACUGGAGCCUAUGGAUUUUCAAGAUCAACCACCGACGCCUCCUCCACCACCACCACCUCCGGUGGCUACCAAAGUGGCUGAAGAUGCCUCAUGCAUUACCAAUCAAAAUGGGCGUAACAAUAAUAAUCAAGACAGGGAUGAUGAUGAUGAUGAUGAUGAUGAUGAUGAGAAGAACAACAACAACAGAAGGUUCCUCAAAGCCAAAAGAGUUAACCAAGCUACUAAGAAAACUAGUAUAAUCAAAGGUCAAUGGACUCCUCAAGAAGAUAGAGUGCUAAUGCAACUGGUGACAAGGCAUGGAACAAAGAAAUGGUCUCAAAUUGCUAAGAUGCUGAAUGGGAGAGUGGGAAAGCAGUGUAGAGAGAGAUGGCAUAACCACUUGAGGCCCGAUAUCAAGAAGGAUUCCUGGAGUGAAGAAGAAGACAUGAUACUGAUUGCAGCACACAAAGAAAUAGGAAACAAAUGGGCAGAGAUAGCCAAAAGACUCCCAGGGCGUACUGAGAACACUAUAAAGAACCAUUGGAAUGCUACCAAACGAAGGCAAUUCACAAGGCGCAGCAAAGCCAAAGAUGGCAACUCCAACCCUCCCAAAGGCUCCCUUCUCCAAAACUACAUCAAGUCCGUAAGCUCCCCGACGGAACUGACACCGGCGGCAGCCGCCUCCUCAUCGAGCCAACACGACAAUGAGUUCGAAAUGACUGAUGCUAGCCCACACAUGGUGCAACCCGAAACUUCGGGUUUGAACUCUACUGGUUGGAGCAUUGGAGCUUUAAACGAUCAUGUUCAACGUCAGCGUCAACAGCAGCAGGAAAUGAAUUACUGUUUUGAUGCUAAUGUUUAUAAUGAUAUGCAUCGUAAUCAAAGCUUUGGAUCGAUGCUUGAAGGAGAUGGCAAUGGCAAUGGCAGUGGCAUGGGCAAUUUUGAGCUUCCCUUGGAAAUGGAUUCGUUGAAGAAAGAGCUGGAUUUGCUGGAGAUGAUCUCUCAAGGAAAUCUCUAGUUCAUUAUAAUCAUAGCCUCCUCCCCCCCCCCCCCCACCCACCAUGACAUUAUCUAUUUAGGGUUUAAGAACUUUGGUUGUUUAAUGUUAAUUUAAGUUUCCCUUCCUUUUCUUUUAGUUUUAUGUUGUAAUGUUUGGGACAUAUAUGUAUCCUCAGCUUUACUAGGAACUUUCGACUGUUUUAA